AUGCUGGCAGCGCCCGCGCACGGUCACAGCGCCCUCGGGCGCCGGCCUCCGCCUCCGCCUGGCGCGUCAGGCCGCUCGCGACGCCCCCCGCCGCCCAGCACUCGAGCCCAAGCUAGCCCCGGCGACCCGGACGGCUACGACGAGCCGGAGCGGCUCCGUGCGCACCGUCAGCUCGUGGACACUGCAGCGUCGCUGCUGCGCUCGCGCGGGCCCGCGGGGACCCCCGACGCGCCCUGGACGAUCGGCACGCAGGUCAACGAGCGCCACACGAAGUGGGAGAACCUCAACCGCGACCGCCUCAUCAUGCGGCUCGGUGCCCUGCCCGCCAGCGCGCUCGGACCCUACGCCGCCGCGGGGGGGGCCGCCGCGCUCUGGGAGGCCGGCUACGACGCUCUCGUCGCCGUCGUGCCCGACAUCGCCACGCGGAUCUACACCAUGGAGCCCGUCACGAUCGCGGCGCUCCUGCGCGACCCCGGCCGCGCCGCCACGGCGCUGCUGGCCCUGCGCAGCGCCCUCCCGGCGCCGGCCGACGCGUCCGACGUGGCGUGCGCGUACCCCGAGCUGCUCCUGAUGGACGCCGCGGCCGUGGCUGCGCGCGUCGACGCAGCGCGCGACGCCAUCGGGCUCCCUGACGCGGCGUUCGGGCGCGUGGUGGCGGCGUCACCGCAGGUGGUGCUGCGCCCGGAGCGGCUCCGGUCGGCGCUGGCGUCCCUCGAGCGGAUGUUCGAGGGGGCGAAGCACGGCGAGGAGAUGGGGCGGACGCUCCUGCACCGCAACCCGGGCAUGUUGACGUCGCUGGAGAGCGUGGGGGGCUCCGACGCGGUGGACCCGUCGACGGGGGCGCGACAGGACUGA
Molecule: messenger RNA, 855 nt
Organism: Pedinophyceae sp. YPF-701
Lineage: Eukaryota; Viridiplantae; Chlorophyta; Pedinophyceae
Source: the annotation of a GenBank genome assembly